GUCUGCCCUCAUCUGUAACGGCGCCUCAUCAGAGCUAUGGCACUCGUCUAGCCGAGCACUGAGGGCCCUCAUCUCCUCCAGGACUAACACAUGGAAACAGUCACAUUCAGGCAGGAUGGGCUCCAGACUGAAACAAAACCCCGAGCGAACUUUCAACUGGUUCUUUGAAGCAACAUGCCCUGUAGCCACAGACAAAGAUCCUGGAGUAAAGUUUCAGUUUCCAGAAGACUUCAGGGACGAGGAAUCCAGUCAAACUUUGCCCAGGUUCUGCUUCCCAUAUGACAUCCAAAGACAGAGGGAUGGGGUGGCCGUGCAGCACUUUACUUUUGUUUUGACUGACCUUGAGGGAUGCCAGCGCUUUGGUUUCUGUCGCCUCACCAACAGCACACAGACGUGCCUUUGCAUUCUCAGUUAUCUCCCGUGGUUCGAGGUGUUCUACAAACUUCUCAACAAUUUGGCCGACUACCUCUCUAAAGGACAGAUCAAUGAGAUCAAAGCGCUCCUGGCGACGCUCUACAAGCAGUCCAUACCGCUGGCUUCCGGAUCUGUCACCCUGCAGAUGGGAGAGCAGCUUUUGGUGAGCACUGAGGUGUCCCGUUCUGUUGGACACACAAAGGGACCAGAGGGGAUUCCAUAUUUUAUUGCUCCAGAUCCAAAGAGUCUUCCUUCUAUUCCUGAAAAUAGAAACCUGACUGAGCUGAUCGUAGCAGUAGAUGUCGGGAAUCUCCUUCAGCUCUAUGCCAGCAUGCUGUUCGAGAGGCGGAUCCUCAUCUUCGCCAGCAAACUCAGCACCCUAACAUCUUGCGUACAUGCAGUCAGUGCUGUUCUAUACCCGAUGUACUGGCAGCACAUCUUCAUACCUGUCCUGCCACCACAUCUACUCGACUACUGCUGUGCGCCCAUGCCUUAUCUGAUUGGAGUCCACACCACUCUUUCGGAGAGGGUGAGGAGUCGUGGGUUGGAGGAAGUGGUUAUUCUGAACGUUGACACAAACACUCUGGAAACCCCCUUUGAUGACCUUAAGAAGAUACCUGCAGAUGUGAUGUCGGGCCUGAAGGUCUGUUUAAAGCGACAGGCGGUGUCUCCUGGCUGUGGUGUUUCUCGAGCUUUCCUGAAGGCUCAAGCUCUGCUGUUUGGAGGCUACAGGGACGCCCUGCAGGGAGAAAAGGAAGGUGACAUUUAUUUCUGUGAAGAGCUUUUUUUGGAUCACAAGUCUACCAGUAUGAAGCAGUUCCUGCAAAGCGCCAUUCAUUCGCAAUUCUUCAAACAGUUCAUCGAUGAUCGCUUGGAUGUUCUUAACAAAGGGAAAAGACCAGAUGACCUUUUUGAGGAAGAGAUAACAAAGUGCGAAACAACAGCAGGAAGAGGCAAAUCUUAUCAGCAGUUAGUUGGCAAUUUAAAGAAAGGGGGCGGCGCUCUAAUCCUGAACAUGAAGACCAAAGCAAAUAUGAAGACUAAAGGUCUUACCAAAUCCGGUUUGAAAAACUUACUGAUUCACAAGGUCCACCAUGAGGAUCACAACCUCCAGAGGGGCGGAUCGAUGUCACACCGCCGCGUCCAGUCUGACAGCUUACAGAACCGCCUGCCGAUCACACAACACUUUGGGAAAUCGCGACCUCGCCGACCUGCUCAGAAAAUCAGAGACAGGGAAAUCACAAGGGACACCGGAAAUCUCUGGGACAGUGAGGAGAACUCGAGGCUCGCUGGACAGCCUGACUCCGAGACUCUGAAGGAAGAAGAAGACGAAGAUGAUUCGCCGUUAUGUGACUCAGAAGAGAUGGAUCUCCUCGGGGAGAUCUUUGACACUCUUAGCUCGCGCAGCUCCCACGACCGAGGCCUGUUGUAUGGCACUCGCAGCCUGGAUUUGUUUGGACCAGACAGCCAUGACUAUAUCAUUAAGCGUGGUCCAGGCAACCCCAGCCAGGAGAGCCUGUCUCUGUCCAUCAGCGGCAGCGGCAGCCUGCACAGCUGGAAUCUGGAGACCACAGAGGAGCUUUCAGACCGGACAGAGGACUCGGACUGGCACGGCCUGGACACCAGCUUGCCGGAGGAGGAGGGAGCAGAAUGUCUCCGGGUGGCGAGUGAGGUCACCGAGCACGAAGCGAAACAAAGGGAGGUCAGAGAAAAACGGAGGGAAACUGAUGGAGAAAUAAAUGAGAAGCAGGAAACAACCAACAGCGAUAACUUUGAGGAAGUGAAGAUGGAAGAGGAGCAAAGUAAAGGAGAUCACGAAAACAUAGCAAGCUUUGGGGAAAACCCGCAAGAAAUGACUGAAGGAAAAGAAGAUGAAAGAAUAAAGGACGAAAGGAAAGAUGAAGGAAUUCAGAGCGAGGAGGCAGCUGUGUUACAAGAGGAAGAAGGGAAAACGAAUAACAUGCAAGAAAAUGAGACAAAAGAAGAAAUGACAGAAACUCAGAAGGAUACAAAUAAUGAUUCUACAGAAACAUUGAACUUAAAGUGUGUAAACAGAGAAGAUCCGCUGUUGAAUUCGGUGGAAAAGCCGCAGCGUGACGCUACAGUCCCACCAGAGCCUGAUGAUGUUACUGCUGAGUCCAAACCGCCUCCAUCUGAGGAGAAAGAGAGUGAUGAAACCCCAAAGAAGGAGGAGCAGGGGCCCCGCGUGACCUCACCUCCUCCCAAAGUGCUUUCCGCUGUAGCACGCUUCCAGUGUCAGUCAUACAGCCAGCAGGGUUUUCAGUUCAAGUCCAUUCCUAAGAACUCUGCUGAGCCUGCACUGCGAUGCAGGGAAAAGGUACAGACUCCGUGUGACUUGGACACUAACAAAAACGCAGAGGCGUCCGAGGAAGAAGACCGCCCUCCAGUCAAAGUGUCUGAACUGAAGAAGAGAUUUGAAGCUUGAUGUAACGUCUCAGUUUUCACUGGUUGAAGGAAAUAGGAAACCGUAAAUAUUUUUGGUUUUAGAAAGGGCUCAGGAUCAAACUAAAGCGUCAUUAUUAACUCUGAAGGAAAAAGAAAUGUUAUUUAUGGCAUUCAUUGAACUCUCUCAGGUUGGAAGUUGCUGGUUCCAGCGGUUGCUAGGAUCUCCGUCCCCAUUGCUUCUGUUUUCCAUUUCUUUUUUAAAUUGUGUGAACAUUUAGGGGAAUGAAAAUCCAUCACCUCAUCUUUUCCGAGCAACAUAAAUUGACACGUUUUAAGUUUUAAAGUCAUAUACCAGACGGGCUAAAGCAGUGGUUCUUCAUCCUGUUCCUCAGCGCUUGCUGUCCCUGUUCCCACAUCCAUCCUAAUCUGCUUAAUCUGGGAUUGGAUUGCCAGGGGCAGAAACCUAAACAGAGAAGUACAAGGUGCUCCAUGGUCAUCUGAGAAACAUUUAGUCCUGGGUGUUCCUCAGGGUCUCCUCCUGGUGCCCAGAACAUCUCACCGGGGAGGCGAGGAGGUAAGGCUGUAAUUUGAAUCAGGUGUGCCAAAUAAGACGCGUCUAGAACAUGGAGGACAGUGUGGAUCAGGAUUGAGAACCACUGGGCUGAAGGGACCGCUUGGAUUUUUUGAGUCAAGUUCUGUGAACUUUUUAGCAAACAUUUCCUUCCCUGUAAAAAGACAUGAUAGAUUAACAGUAGAACCAAUCAGCCGUGUCCCCUAAGUGGGUUAGAGGAAGGAUGUGACUGAAAGUCUGCGAUAGAGUCUGCAUGGCUCUAUAGCAGAGUUUAACGUUUUGAAUUUAAAUUAUAUGGAAACUAAAGAGGAAAAAAAAAAAAUCUGGCUUUCAAGAAGUUUUCCCAGCCUUUUCCACCACAUGUACCAGUGAAUGAUCAUCAGCCUGAUUGGAUAAACUGUAACUUUAAGAUGUUGCUUUCAGAGCGUUUGUGGCCUGGAAAAAAAAGACUUAUUUGGAUUUUUAAAACUUAUUGUGAGAAUUGGUGUUACUGCAACAUCACUCAGCAGAGAAAAGUCAAACUUAAGUCUUUUGUGCAAAUGUUGACUAUUAAUAUACUGCAUUGUAACCUGCAUACACGAUUCCAUCCAAUCGUUUUAUUACAGGUAAGGAAACUAUUAGUGAUAAUGGCACAAGAACCGCAAGUCAAUAUAGCAAAAAAAAAAAAAAAGAACCUAUCCCUUUAAAAGCACUGCUUUCUAUUUUUUAACUUAAAUGUGAAAAUACCAUUUAUUAUAAACACAUAAAGUGUAUUUAGAUUUGUUGAACAUUAGUUUGUUUCCUGCACAAACUGACAUUUUGAAAAAUGACCUUUGCAGUUUUGUGGACUGUUCUCUCAGAAUGUGAAUAAAUAGCUUUAACAAA
This is a messenger RNA of Gambusia affinis (western mosquitofish), 4255 nucleotides long. RefSeq names its product DENN domain containing 1C (gene dennd1c). The coding region runs from base 116 to 2860 and encodes 914 amino acids. Gene Ontology annotation, molecular function: phosphatidylinositol phosphate binding; guanyl-nucleotide exchange factor activity. The record is from RefSeq and is a predicted model, not a curated record. The transcript has 23 exons. Gene Ontology annotation, cellular component: cytosol; intracellular membrane-bounded organelle. Gene Ontology annotation, biological process: endocytic recycling; endocytosis. Lineage: Eukaryota; Metazoa; Chordata; Actinopteri; Cyprinodontiformes; Poeciliidae.